AUGUUCGAUCUACCCGACGCUAAGCGGGUCCGCCGCGAUGAGGUUCAAUCGCCCGCCUCUUCCCGGGCACCGUCGCCUGUCAACGAGACCGACCUGCAGGAGGCCCACGCUCGACUGGGCAAGCUGCUUGACUUGGAUGGGUUAAUUGGGACGAAUUCAAUUGUGGAAGCAACAAAUGAAGCCGCACCGCCACCUGCAGAUGCGAAUAGCGAUGACGGUGAGCAGGAAUUUGAGUUCCGUCUGUUCAGCGCUCCCACGAAGGCCAAGGACACAUCCUCGCACGAGCCAAAUAUGACAGAUGGGAACCAGACGGCCGCGAACAAGGACAAGAAGCCCACGGGUGAAAUCAGGGACAAUAUAGGAACACAAAAGCUCCGCAUUCGAUUGCGGUCCCCCACGCCGUCUCGAGACCCUUCGGAGGGGCGGUUCGUCAAGGCCUUCCGUGGAUGGCAGUACUAUUUCUCGACGCCGACAAUCUUUGGAAUGGACGAAACCCCCAUGUCAGAAGGGACGAAAGCUGAGAGGAGGCGCCAAUUUGAGGAUAUGGCUGUCACUGGAGAGCAUAUCACAGGCUGGGCGAAGACACAGCCCUGGACUGGCUGCAAUCUUCCCUGGCGGGUCAUCCACCUCAAACGCCAUCAAACUAAGCUACCCCCGGCCUCGAUGGACGUGCCCAUCUAUGUAGUCGAGGGUGCCCCAGUAUCCAAGUCACCUACCACGCGGAAGAAGCCUGGCAAGAAGCGGCGCGUUCAAUUGCGCAAGAAAGUCGCUGCCGCCGAGGCAGCUAAGUUGUCGGAGGCUGAGAAGCGGACACGCAAGAAUCGGGAGCGUAAGAUCAAGCGUCGGCAAAAGAGUCGGGAGCAGAAGGCUGCGGCUGCUGGUGCUACUGGUGACAGAGAUGUUGCUAUGGCGGAUGACGACGGAGGCUCCUCUGGGGGCGACGAGUAG
Molecule: messenger RNA, 948 nt
Organism: Penicillium canariense
Lineage: Eukaryota; Fungi; Ascomycota; Eurotiomycetes; Eurotiales; Aspergillaceae
Product: DUF2011 domain-containing protein
Exons: 3
Coding region: 1-948 (315 amino acids)
Source: RefSeq, a predicted model, not a curated record